AGAACUCUAGUUGAGUGUGUGAUAGUUAUAGUCUAUGGCAGAUUAUUAGUUUGUCUUUUAAGAAAAAUAAUUAUAUCUUUAAUUUUUGUAAUAUUAUGCCUGGAAACGAAGAUAUUGCGGUUUUACCGCCUAAACUAUCUGGUGGUCCAAAAGGUUUAGGCGAUCCAGACGAUAAAACAUUAAGAAAAGUAGAAGUAGAUGUGAUGAUACCAAAAAAAAUGAGAGAAGUCGCCAGAAAUGAAAAAUGCACUGAAGAAGUUAACCAUUUUAAUGAGUGCUGUAAAAAUAAUAAUGUUUUAAUGGUAAUCAAAUGUAGAAAUGAAAACGCUGCUUUAAAGGAAUGUUUAACAAAAUGGUACCAAGAUAAAGAUUUUCAGGAAAGGUGUAAAAACGAAUAUUUGGAGGAAAGAAGUAAUUUUAGAAGAACAGGUAUAACACAGAAGCAAAAACAAUUAGGUGCGUCGAUGUAAUUAUUUUGUUAUAUUCAGAUAAACAGUAGAAAAUAAAUAAACAAUACAAUAUUA
This is a messenger RNA of Agrilus planipennis (emerald ash borer), 524 nucleotides long. RefSeq names its product COX assembly mitochondrial protein homolog. The transcript has 2 exons. The coding region runs from base 96 to 470 and encodes 124 amino acids. Gene Ontology annotation, cellular component: mitochondrion. NCBI's taxonomy places the organism in Eukaryota, Metazoa, Arthropoda, Insecta, Coleoptera, Buprestidae. The record is from RefSeq and is a predicted model, not a curated record.